Ictalurus furcatus (blue catfish) is the source of this 3766-nucleotide messenger RNA. It is a transcript of the gene gga1, whose product is annotated as golgi-associated, gamma adaptin ear containing, ARF binding protein 1. NCBI's taxonomy places the organism in Eukaryota, Metazoa, Chordata, Actinopteri, Siluriformes, Ictaluridae. Gene Ontology annotation, cellular component: trans-Golgi network. The coding region runs from base 48 to 2012 and encodes 654 amino acids. Gene Ontology annotation, molecular function: phosphatidylinositol binding; ubiquitin binding; small GTPase binding. The transcript is spliced from 17 exons. The record is from RefSeq and is a predicted model, not a curated record. Gene Ontology annotation, biological process: vesicle-mediated transport; intracellular protein transport.
GAAAUCUCGCGAGAGUUGGGUUGCACUUGGAAAGGAAUCACCGAAAGAUGGCGGCUCCGCCUGAAGAGGGGAGUUUGGAGUCUCGCAUCAACAAAGCGACAAACCCUCUAAACAGAGAGACCGACUGGGACAGCAUUAAAGCUUUCUGUGAGCAGCUCAGCAAUGAACCUGAAGGUCCCCAGCUGGCCACCAGGCUUUUGGCCCACAAGAUCCAGUCGCCGCAGGAAUGGGAAGCCAUGCAGGCCCUCACGGUCCUGGAAACGUGUAUGAAGAACUGUGGGAAGAGGUUCCAUAAUGAAGUGGGGAAGUUCCGCUUUCUCAAUGAGCUCAUCAAGGUGGUUUCUCCAAAGUACCUGGGCUCUCGAGCUCCAGAACCCGUGAAGAAGAAAGUACUAGAAAUGAUGUACAGUUGGACUGUGGGGUUUCCGGAAGAGACCAAAAUAUCCGAUGCUUAUCAGAUGCUGAAGAAACAAGGUAUUGUGAAACAGGACCCUGCUCUUCCGGAUGAUAAGCCCCUCCCCCCUCCCCCUCCCAGACCCAAGAACGCCAUCUUUGAGGAUGAAGAGAAAUCAAAGAUGCUGUCACGCUUACUCAACAGCACUCACCCGGAGGACCUGAGAGCGGCAAACAAGCUUAUUAAGGAAAUGGUUCAGGAGGAUCAGAAGCGCAUGGAGAAGGUAUCGAAGAGAGUAAACGCUAUUCAGGAAGUGAAAGAGAGUGUCACACUGCUCACACAGCUACUAGCAGACUACAACAAAGACACCAGCUCGCACGACAACGAAGAGCUCAUCAAGGAUUUGUACCAGCGCUGUGAGAAGAUGAGGCCCACUCUGUUCAGACUGGCCAGUGACACAGAAGACAACGAUGAAGCUCUAGCGGAGAUCCUGCAGGCCAAUGACAGUCUGACGCAGGUUAUUAACCUCUAUAGGCAGCUUGUGAAGGGAGAGGAGGUGAAUGGAGACAGCAGCACUAUGCCAACACUUAAGGGGAACAGCACGGCCCUGCUGGACCUCACUGGACUGGACACAUCACCUUCAGCUCCCACUUUCCCAGAAUUCCCCUCCCAGCCCACACCAUCACACGAGCUGGGUAUCAGUCUGCUGGAUGAUGAACUCAUGUCUUUGGGGCUAACUGACAACACUCCUAGUUCUACUCUGGCUUCCUCCCAGUCUGCUGAUGCCUCCACAUGGAACUCAUUCCAGACUUCAGAUACUGUAGACACACCUGUCCCCCCAGUACCAGCCUCCAUGCUGUUGCCAUCAGUUACCACCCCCCAGGUCCCUGUUGGCGCCCCCACCUCCGCUGUCAAGUCCCUGGAUGAAUUGGACAUGCUGGGGAAGACCCUGCUACAGCAAUCGCUGCCCCCUGAGAGCCUGCAGGUCAAAUGGGACAAACUUCAGCCUCAGUCCAAGCUCAGCCUACGAGAUCUCCAGAGCAAGUCGAACGCAAACCCGGUCGCAAGCCCGAGUCCUGUCCUAGCAUUUUCCUCUGAGCCUGCUAAUCUCCUGAACAUGCAGCACAGCAACGAGGCUCCUGCACUGAGCGUUGGCCCUGCUUCCACUCCUCAGGACGAGAUCUCUCUGGCCAGCAUCACUGUGCCCCUGGAAUCCAUCAAACCUAGUAGCAUGUUGCCUGUGACGAUCUUCGACAAGCACAGCUUGCGUGUCCUGUUGCACUUUGCGCGCGAGUGUCCUCUGUCUCGGCCCGACGUUCUGGUGGUCAUCAUCUCCAUGCUGUCAUCCGCUCCCAUGCCCGUCACGAACAUCCGCUUCCAGGCCGCCGUCCCCAAGACGAUGAGGGUGAAACUGCAGCCGCCGUCUGGAUCGGACCUGCCGGCCUUCAACCCCAUACUCCCACCUGCUGCGAUUACACAAGUCCUGCUGCUGGCCAACCCUCAAAAGGAAAAGGUUCGGUUGCGAUACAAGCUGACGUUCGAUUUAGCCGACGAGUCCCAUGACGAGAGCGGAGACAUUGAACAGUUCCCACCUCCAGAGUCCUGGGGGAACCUUUAGGGUGGACACACUGACUUCCUGCUGCUUUAUCCCUCUGCUUCCUGUUGGUCUCGUCCAAAUGGGAACAGCUCUCGCAAAAUCCAUGGUUCGUUUCUGAUCCAAAGCAAAUUGAGCCCCUCCUCACUUUUCCGAUUAUUUUGAUGUCGGUAUGAAGUUACAGCAGUGUAAUACUCGUGACAUUUAAAAUCUAAAGCUAAACAAAGGUAAUCAUUUGAAAUAGCAGCAUGUCCGAAUGAGAACUGCGAGCGGUAGAGGCUGGCGAAGUGACGGAGGGUCUCUUUUUUUUUUUUUUUUUUUCCUUUCUCAAACUGGAGUCAGACUUUAAGUCAAAAGGAUCUGCCUUGGAACCCUACGCUGUCCUUUUCAUCUUGCUUUCCUUCCGUCUCAUUGUCUUUGAUUAGAUCGGUUUUAAUCUCCGUCUUCAUCUUAACCCUCAUCUUUCCGCCGCUGCCUCUCUGGCUUUGUCCUGUUUUGUGAACCCGUUAAUGCAAUAUCAACCUUCCUGAAAAGGGAGGCAUGUAUACGUGUUCGUCACUCAUAAAUCCCCCAUCGUGCCGUCUGUAGUAGAGAGAACAGUGUGUACGCAAGCGUAUUUUAUGAUUCACGGAGCGGACCUGUGUGAGCGUUCGAAUAACGGAGCGGUGACAUGGAUUUUUGUUUCUGAGCUGUGAUGUGUCUCGUUGAUCCUCUAUGAUGGAAGUCCAAUCUCUCCCUCUUUGCCUUCGGUCUGAUGAGCACUGUAUCCUCGUGACAUUUAGAGUAACGGAUGAGAGCUGCAUUUGAUUUCUCUACAUAUCGUUGUUGAUUCUGGUUGAUUUUUUUUUUUUUUUUUUUUUUUUACCAAAGUUGCACAUUUUCUUAUUAAUCAGCAUUGAUUUAUCAGAUUGCCUGUAUCAUUGGAUGACCUGAUCCAAUCUGAUAGGAAGGGGAAAGUUUUGCACAUUUUCAACCCAUUUACUCAAAACUUGAGGACGUGGCAGGUUUUUGGUACAGUCAGUAAUCUUUCACACUAAACUGCCAAUUAAAGCCACAAAUCUGUCUCGUAUUUGUCCGAUCAGAGGUGGGCGAAGAAUUUGAGGUAACAUUACCAACUCGGUCAACACAAGUGCCUCGCUUUCUACCUGAUGGCAAAUUCACAAGACGAAUCCUUCAGGAAAUCCUACAUGAAUUGAAUUAAAGGCCCCGUGUUGGAUAGCUGAAUAAGGGCACCGGGGUUCAGUUAAAACAGAUUAAAUGCUGCAUAUAUGGAAGCAAACUUUCUCUCAUAUCUGUCUCAUCCCAAGACUUAUUACAAGAGUGUAAAGGUUGCAGUUUUAAAUUCACAUACAACAGUCACCUAAACAGUUACUGCUAGAUUUCAAACACUCCCCCCUUUGAUUUCCACUUCCAUAAAUCAAGUUUUGAGCGAAUCGGUUUUUGAAUCACUUCUCGAUAACGGAGAAACGAAUGAAAACACCAUACACUACAGAUGCAGUUGCUAGACAUCAGGUUAAAACGCUGAUCUAUCAAGGAUAAAACUCUGCUCUAUCUUAAGGAAGGAGUGCUCCACCCCACUGUUUCAACCGAAUUCAUUUCGACAUAGAUGCUGACAUCCUGUUUAAAUUGACCGUAUGUGCCUAAUCUAAUGUUUCACAUUCAUCCUGUGCUUCUCCUUUCUCAAAUGCUGAUGUGUACAUACAUAUAUUUGCAUUUCUGUUUGUCUGUGUUUUGUUUUGGUUCAGUUUGGCAGUAGCUAUUAAACACUGUUUUAUGUA